UCUGACUGAACUCGCUGUCAGAUCCGUUUUUUUAAGGUCCGAUAGUGUAGCGAGUAGACAUUUAUAGCAGCAAUGUAACGCUCCACAACGAGUGUUGCUAACGACUGGGCCCGGCUAACAGUACGCUAGCACGGUUAGCACACUGCUAGCAAGAUGAAUAGCUUAGCUAACUGGUUAGCUUUAGCAGUCGCCGAGCUUUUUAAUAACUCCGCGUGGAUGUAAUAUAACGUUAGAGUCCCCAUGGAUGACCUGACCAAAGCCCUCUCGGCCAGCUUCGCUGUGUCCAAGGAGCCCAACAGCACCGCCGCCCCCCACCCCCGGCUGGCCCAGUACAAGAGCAAGUACAGCGUGCUGGAGCAGAGCGAGCGCCGGCGACGCUUCCUUGACCUGCAGAAAAGUAAAAGGUUAAACUACGUUAACCAUGCGCGGCGUCUGGCUGAUGGGGACUGGACGGGGGCAGACAGCGAUGGAGAGGAGGACAUGGAGAAGAAGGAGGACGGGGAGCAGGACGACCACACAGAGGAAGAGGGGAUGGAGAUUGAGAGGAGGAAGCUGCCAAAGCAUUAUGCGAACCAGAUCAUGCUGUCAGAGUGGCUGGUGGAUGUGCCGUCAGAUCUGGACACUGAUUGGAUGAUGGUGGUCUGUCCCGUGGGGAAGAGAUCUCUUAUUGUUUCCUCCAAGGGCUCCACCGCUGCGUACACUAAAAGUGGCUACUGUGUGAACCGCUUCCCCUCCCUGCUGCCCGGUGGGAACCGACACAACUCGGCCGUGGGGAAAGACUACACGAUCCUGGACUGCAUUUACAGCGAGGUGGACAGAACGUACUACAUCCUGGACGUCAUGUGCUGGAGAGGCCACCCGGUCUACGACUGCCCGACCGAGUUCCGUUUCUUCUGGCUCCAGUCCAAAGUCCAGGAGACGGAGGGCCUAUCGGAAAUCGCCAAGCGAAACCCUUUCCGGUUUGUGAGCCUGCAGAGCACAGACUGCACGGCAGAGCUGAUUCAGAAAGCACUGGCUGCCGAGUACAGCUUCAGCGUGGACGGCCUGCUCUUCUACCACCGGCAGACCCACUACACCCCCGGCAGCACCCCCCUGGUGGGCUGGCUACGCCCCUACAUGGUCACCGACAUCCUGGGCAUUGAGGUGCCGGCGGGACCCCUCACCGCCAGGCCCGAGUACGCCAGCCACCAGCUGCAGCAGAUCCUGGAGCACAAGAAGCCGUCGAGCGAAGUGCGCCCGGCCAACAGCAGCGGCGGCUACGAGCUGGAGUACCUGUCCACGCCGAGCCAGGACAGCGGGGACACGGUGAACUUCUCCAACCAAAAGCCGAGAGGCGAAGCCACCAUGGAGGUCUGAGUGGGAGGCUGAACGAGGUGCAAGUUGCUCACUCUGGGUGCGAGUGCCGGCGGCCCACAUACGCCUCUUUAGAAUGUCUGCUGAAUGGGGUCUUUGCCGAUCCGACCGAAGCGCGCCUAAUUCUAAUCCGGCACUGAUCGGGACGCCCUCGGAGUGCCAACUAGCAGAGCUCUGCCUUGCAUGUGUUUUUAAACUCUGCCAUUUACAUUUUGUACCUGUGGCAGAACUCUUGUCUAGUCGCACAGUAUUUAGCCCCGAAAGUACGAUAUGGAGCUUCCAAACCAUCGCACACCUACAAAAAUGAAGACGAGCGGUGUGAUAGAAGUGCAGCAGUCAAUAUUGCGGACAAGUUUUAUUUCUCCUCUGCACUUAAAACAAAUAAUCGGAAACAUCCUUACUGUUUGUUCUCAGUUGUUUGCAGACUGCAACCUUCUUUGUUACGUAACCACCACAAAUAAUACCGCAAUCGCAUUGUGGAGCGGCUCACUCGUUUGGACAGCCAAUGAGGGCUCUGUGUUUUAUAAAGGGGGGGGGGCGCUCACUGGGCCCCUUCCCCCAGCUUCGAUCGAUGCAGAAUGGCAGCAGUCACUUGGGACUUUUACAAUUUAAUGUUAAAUUUGAUUAUUGCUUCAAACAUGUUUUUAAAGUGUAAGUUUCUAAAUAAAUACUUUUUUAUUGGCCUUCA
Gasterosteus aculeatus aculeatus (three-spined stickleback) is the source of this 2041-nucleotide messenger RNA. It is a transcript of the gene snupn, whose product is annotated as snurportin 1. Gene Ontology annotation, molecular function: protein binding; nuclear import signal receptor activity. Gene Ontology annotation, cellular component: cytoplasm; nucleus. Lineage: Eukaryota; Metazoa; Chordata; Actinopteri; Perciformes; Gasterosteidae. Gene Ontology annotation, biological process: snRNA import into nucleus; protein import into nucleus. The record is from RefSeq and is a predicted model, not a curated record.